Messenger RNA from Closterium sp. Naga37s-1, 2835 nucleotides. NCBI's taxonomy places the organism in Eukaryota, Viridiplantae, Streptophyta, Zygnematophyceae, Desmidiales, Closteriaceae. The record is from the annotation of a GenBank genome assembly.
AUGCUGCACGUCAUCAUGCUGCACGUCAUCAUGCUGCACGUCAUCAUGCUGCACGUCAUCAUGCUGCACGUCAUCAUGCUGCACGUCAUCAUGCUGCACGUCAUCAUGCUGCACGUCAUCAUGCUGCACCUGUACGAGGACUCCCUAGCAGCAGCGGGCUGCCCACAGUACCUGGAGCACAUCAUCCUGCCCAUCUACCUCCGUCUCCUCGUGCGCCCUCAUGAAUCCCCCCUUGAUUUCCUCCCCACCCUCUCCCCCACACCUUAUUCCCAGGUACGAGGACUCGCUAGCAGCAGCGGGCGGCCCACAGUACCUGGAGCACCUCAGCCUGCCGCCUUCCUGCACGCCCAUCUACCUCUUCCUCCUCCCCACACACCUCAACCUGCCGCCCUCCUGCACGCCCAUCUACCUCUUCCUCCUCGUGCGCCCUCCUCGCCCUCCCUGGCCUUGCAUCCCUGCCUGCCUUACCUGCCCAACGUGCCGGUCUGCCCUGUCGCGGCUGCCUGCCUGACCUGCCUACGGCCCUGCUCCCCAUGUUCCCCUGUGCUGCCUGCCGUUCCUUGCACUUUCUCUCCGUCUUCCCGUCCUUCCCAUCCCCACGUGUGUCUCCGAUCCCCGCCCUUCCCUCUCGUCCCCUCGUUCCAGGCCAGGCACGGAGCAAGGGAGCCCACAAAGCGUCGCGUGCACCAGUUGAACGACCUCACCCCCAAGCUCAGACGCGCCUUUGCUGCCCCGCUGCUGCCUUCCACUUCCCUGUCACUCUCGUCUCAUCAGCUGAACGACCUCGCGCCCAAGCUCAGACGUGCUUUUGCUGCCUCUCUAUGCCAUCCUGUGCUGCCCGUGUGUCUCCCUCUGCUGCCCUCUGCGCCUCAUGCGAGGCACGGAGCAAGGGAGCCCACCAAGCGUCGCGUGCACCAGCUGAACGACCUCGCGCCCAAGCUCAGACGCACCUUUGCUGCUGCCUCCGCUGCCGCCUCUAGAUCUUUUGCCUCUGCACCUGUUCUUUCGGCUGCCUCUGCCUCUGCUGACUCUUCUGCCACUGCCUCUGCAAGAACAUCUGCUGCAGCCCAGUCACGUCUACGUCUCCCACAGUGGAUGCGGGGCUACCAGUCGCCCUGGGAAGGGAUGCAGGGGGGAGGCGAGCUGUUGCGGGAGGGAGAGGAGGAGCUGUAUCGCAUGGGGGGGCGGUUCAAGAGGCGGUUUCCUUCUCUGCUCGGGGGUUCGUAUCACAGCAAGGCCGUCAAGCUGUUCUCCACGCAGGUAGCGCGCUCAGCUGCCAGUGCAGUCGCCUUUGCCAUCGGCCUCCUAGAGAACUCCGGCUCCCUCACGCCCGCGCGUCUCCGCGCCUUCCCAGUAAUUUCCGAGACCCAGGAAGGCGACACGAAGCUUCGGUUCCACAACCUGUGCGGCGCGUACGUGGCAGUGAAGGAGAACGCCCAGGGGCGGCUGGAUGAAGGGUGGGAGGUUUUAUGGGGGGAAAUUGCCCGCGAUAUUAACAAACAGCUUGGGUUAGUCCCUGAAUCACCUGAGGCACACAAGAAAGAGGAGGGGGUGCGAGGGGAGGUUGCAGGGGAUGGGAAUGAGCAGCUGGGGUUGGGAUAUGGAGGGUUGCAGGGGGGUGGAAUGGACGGUCAGGAUGCGUGGCUGGAGGCGUCUGGAGUUGAUCUGACGGCGUACGAUGUGAGUGGGCUUUGGCUGCAGUGCAAGCACGAGGCAGGGGUGCUGCUGAGAGGAGGGGGAGGGGGGGAAGAAGGAGAAGGGAAAGAUACUCACACACAAGAAGCACACACCAACAGAAACCAGGAAGGUGCGAAUUCUUAUUGGCUGGGCUCGGCCUCCCGCGCGUGUGGGCUCUUCUCGGCGCGCCACCUGGCGGUGCUGGAGUGGAUUGAUGACGUGGACACGUUCAUGCAGAAGGGGUAUGGGCGGGAGAUUAACUACCACAUGGGUCUAAAGCUGCUGCAGGAACUAAGCGAGAGAAUGGUCAAUGCGCGGCUUAGGAGUCUCUGGGAGGAAGGGAGCUUGGGGGGGGCAGCUGAUGGGGUGGGGGUAGGGGGAGUUGGGAGAGGUGGAGGGGACGGGAAAGGAGGAGAUGGAAGUGGGGAAGGAGGGAAAGGAGGGGGAAGGGAGGGUUGGGAAGAAGGGGAAGAAGGGGAAGAAGGGGAAAAAGGAGAAGGAGGGGUGGAGGGAUGGGACUCCUCCAACGAGGCCGCCACUAAAGAGGAUGAAAGCGACCACCAGAAAGAAAAGCAGCAGCAGCAACAGCAGCAGCAGCAGCAGCAGCAGCAGCAGCAGCAGCAGCAGCAGCAGCAGCAGCAGCAGCAGCAGCAGCAGCAGCAGCAGCAGCAGCAGCAGCAGCAGCAGCAGCAGCAGCAGCAGCAGCAGCAGCAGCAGCAGCAGCAGCAGCAGCAACAGCAGCAGCAGCAGCAGCAACAGCAGGAGAAGGAAGGGCCUCACCGUGACAAAUACGAUCUGCUAAUGGCGAAGGUAGCCACUACAAUCACGCAGCAGUUCGCCCCACCAGUGCCUCUGCCGCCUGCGCCUCCAUCCCACCGGCGCUGGCAGGCCAGCCAGAUCGCACCCUAUGCUGCCAACACUGCAGUCAUUCUCUUCAGCUCCUGUGAUUCUCAUGGUGGCGGCGGCGGCGGCAGCGGCGGCAGCAGCAGUGGUGUUGGAGGAGAGGGGACCUCGGAGACAACUGCUAUCAUGGACUCUGAUCAAGAUGCUACAGCGGCGUUGACAGAUGGCUUUGCAGUGGCAGUGAUGCACAACGAGCGCUUUGUGCCGCUGCCGGUGAGCUGGACUGGACUGCUUGCUUGCUUGCUGGUUGGGUGA